Molecule: messenger RNA, 2084 nt
Organism: Styela clava
Lineage: Eukaryota; Metazoa; Chordata; Ascidiacea; Stolidobranchia; Styelidae
Product: kelch-like protein 35
Molecular function (GO): protein binding
Source: RefSeq, a predicted model, not a curated record
UUCAUUAAUAUACAUGCUUUAUACAGGACAAUACAUUAUUAUAGUUUACUUUCACGGAUUACUAUUUUCCUAAAUCUAUUUCGUUUAUCUCAAAUGAGAAAGGAUAUUUAACCAUGUCUCAAAGAUAUGAUCAUAAUCAAGCUGGACCGAGCAAUAGUAGGGAGAGACACCAUCCAGAUCACUUUUUAGAAGAUCAUGUGUUACGUUUAAGCGACAACGAAGUUGGUGGGCUCGCUGGAAACCACUCUCGUGCUCCACUCAAUGAAAAUGAGCAAGAUGAGGGUCCGGUUGAUAGUGUUGCGUUUCCCCCUUCUCCUGCUGGAUUUUCUUCUGAUUCCCUUGCGGAUGAUUCCGAUUUCAGCAGUUAUUGUGAUUUUGAUGAUGGAUUUGUCAGACGUGGAGGCUUUCAUGUUCGACAGCACGAACAUAACUCUGCUGAUAAUGCUGAUCGUGCUCGCAGAAUUAUUGUUGAAGCUAGCCCAUCUGCUAACAGUGAUAUACCAAGUACAAGCAGAGGCCCUAGAAAUUCUGAAAAUUCUGGUGCCCGUGGAAACAAACGACCUCUAAGCAGUUCAAGUGAUUCAUGUGUUGAAAGUUUCCUUUUACGACAAGUCGCGGAAACUAAUUGUCUCGGUUUAAUGCAGUUUGGCGAACUUCAUUCUCUCGAUUCAUUGACUGCGAGAGCGAAAAAAUUUGCACUUGACAAUUUUCGAAAAGUCUCUCAACAAGAGGAGUUUAUAAGACUUCCGCCAAGUGUAUUGAUGUGGUAUUUAUCAAACGAUGCUUUGUGUGUGCAAAGAGAAGAACACGUUUUUCAAGCAGCUAUUUCAUGGCUACAAUUCAGCGAAGCAAGGGAUGAACACACCGUUGAUAUUCUGAAAUGUGUGAGAUUGUACUCUGUCAAUCCGCAUUUUCUUUUCGACACCAUUGCAAAGCAUUCGUUUUUAAAAGGAAAGCCAGCGGUCCAAGAUUUAGUUUCUGAAGCAUGUAAAUACCACGCACUUAGUUGCAAUGAGUGGAAACAAAUGCAACAGCCUCAUACCAGACCCAGAGAAGCAUCAGGUAUUACCGAAGUUUUAUUUAUUGUUGGGGGUAUAUGUAACAAUAGAAGACUACAUGUGGCUGAAUGCUAUCAUCCUAAGAGAGGAUGGAUUGCUUUGGCAGACAUUGUUACAGCACAUUGUACAAUGCACAGUUACAGCGUAUGUGCAAUGAAGAAUAAUGUAUAUGUCACAGGCGGGCAUAGUAAUUCUGGAAUAACAGCAAAUGCGGCUUCACUUUAUUUAUCAAAAAUUAAUCAGUGGAGCGAGUUACCCAGCAUGAUUUGUGCUAGAGAACAGCAUGGUUCAGUAACCGCAGAUGGGGCUGUUUAUGUUGCCGGAGGUUUAAUGGCGUCACAGAAAGGUCGUAAGAAACCAAUAGUGCUUGAUCAAGUUGAAAGAUACCGACCCGCUUUCAACCAAUGGGAGUCAGUAAAGCCGCUGCCCAAACGUUGUUAUUCUCCUGGCGUUAUGUAUAAAGAAAAGCUUUAUGUUAUUGGUGGUGUUAGCAUGACUGACGAACCAAGCAAUUCAAGCAAAAUUAUCUUGAACUGUAUUCAAUGCUACGAUCCACUUAUCGAUAAAUGGUCUCUUCUACCACUAGGUCAACCAUUGGCACGAUUAUGCUGUACGCUAUAUCAAGACAAGAUUUAUAUGAUAUCAAAUAAUGCGAGUGAGAUAUUCCGUUAUGAUCCAAACACCCAAACUUUUGAGGAGUGGCAGCAUCUACCAGAACCUGGUUUAGAGUUUGCUGGACUCGCAACUUUCAAUGGAAACCUUGUCAUUACUGGAGGUCAGAAGGAAAGCAACACUUUGAAUAAAAUGUUUGUCAUUAGUUAUGAUACCAAGGAAGUUAUAGAAACGGUCAAUAUGACAAGAUCACUCUGCAUGCAUGGCUGUGUGGCUAUCGACAAAUUUGGAUAGCGCAAGGAAAGUGGGUCAAUCACAUAUAUAUAAAAAUUUUAAUUUUCUUGUAAUUAUAUUCUGCCAUUCAAACAUGAAGCUGUGCAUCUAUGUACAAAAAUAUACAUUAUUUUGCUAAUA